Molecule: messenger RNA, 546 nt
Organism: Letharia columbiana
Lineage: Eukaryota; Fungi; Ascomycota; Lecanoromycetes; Lecanorales; Parmeliaceae
Exons: 1
Coding region: 1-546 (181 amino acids)
Source: RefSeq, a predicted model, not a curated record
AUGUUUGCAACGAUCUCGCUCCUCCUCGCCACCCUACCUCUAUCCUUCUGCGAACCCAUAUGCCAAAAGCCGCCUCCGCCCGCCUCCGACAUCCCGAACAUCACCGACUGCCACGAUCUGAUUAACGACAUUUACGCCGCUUCCAAGCUCCAAGGCGAUGAGCCGAUCCUUUGGAGCCAAAGUCCAUCCGCCUUCGUCAGGAACCGCAAGCUACCGUACUCCUUUAAGAGCCCCUUCGCGUCUAGUGAUUGCGAGUUCCUUGUCGAUGCGCUUCAUGAAGGAAGUCAAGAUACGUUCCCAACGAAGCUCAUUGGCGAAGGAGCCGAGCAAGUUGUACAGAAGUGUAUGGAACAAGGUAUUGACGGGGCUGAGACGGUGGGGGCGGUGGCUGUGGGGCCAAAGCGUGUGAUUGCUCUUGUUCUGACAAAGAAGUGGAGUGGAAGUAGUAUGAGCGGAGGGACGUUCGAGCUUAACAUGACUAACGUGACGUUGCUGGGACCGGGGAUCUUCUCGGGGCUGAGCCCAUCUUUGAUCGAAGAUGGGUAA